UCCUAGCCCUCAUACACUCAUGCUAAGUUGUGGUUAUUUCCUGGCAGAGUCACGUGGCUUACGUGCCCCAGAUUGCAUGGAUCCAGAACGACACCCUGCAGAACAAUAUCCUCUUCGGGAAGCCCCUGGACAGACAGUGGUACGACAAAGUGGUAGAGUGCUGUGCUCUGACUCCAGAUCUGGAGAUGUUACCAGCUGGUGAUAUGACAGAGAUUGGAGAGAGAGGUAUCAACUUGAGUGGAGGACAGAAGCAGAGAGUGUCUCUAGCCAGAGCUGUGUACAACAAUGAUGACAUCUAUUUGUUGGAUGAUCCACUCAGUGCUGUUGACAGUCAUGUGGGGAAACACAUCUUUGACAAGGUCCUAAGUCGAAACGGGUUGCUUGCAGGCAAGACACGUGUCUUGGUGACUCACGGCAUCCACUGGCUCCCAGAGGUCGACUCCAUCCAUGUGAUGACCAAUGGUCAGAUAUCAGAGACAGGGACAUAUGACCAGCUUCUUCACCAAAACGGACCCUUUGCGCAGUUCCUACAGAAAAAUCUUUUUGAGAGUCAUGAUUCCGAUGUCAGUGAUCCCGAAUUUACUGAAAUAGAGAAAAAGGUUUUCCAACGACUGGAAUCGGUGGAAUCUGACGAGGAGACUGACGAAGCGAGUGUUACAUUAAUGAAGUCCCUGAUGAAGAGCACAGAGGUGAAACAAGUCGAACUACUGAAGGCGAAAGAACCUGUGAGCGAGAGCAGUAAACUGAUUGAGGAAGAACAAGUGGAGACUGGCAAGGUGACACUGAAUGUGUUUCUUGCAUACGGCAGAGCUAUAGGCCUUUGGACUGUGGUAUUCUCUCUCAUCAUGUACGCGUUAUUUCAAGUAAUGUCGGUAAUGUCAGCUUCAUGGCUUAGCAAAUGGACUGACGACACAUCCCUCAACAACCUUACCCUUCUCCCUUCCAAUAGCUCAGGACGAUUGGAGAAGAACAAUUACUAUCUUGGAGUCUAUGGUGUCUUGGGUGUAGCUCAAACUGUUUUCAUCAUGAUAUUUGCUUUUCUGUGGAACCUAAGGACGGUCAAAGCUUCCGGUAUUCUCCACAUGAACAUGCUGAGGAAUGUUCUGAAAGCACCACUGUCCUUCUUUGACACCACACCUACAGGCAGGAUUGUGAACAGGUUCUCCCAGGAUAUUGACACCAUCGACACCAGCAUGCCGAGUACGGUGGAGUACGCCAUCAACACAUUGUUACAAGUCCUCAGCAGCAUCAUUGUCAUCUCCUUCACCACGCCCAUAUUUCUCGUCGUUGUCGUUCCCUUGGUUAUUCUAUACUACUUUAUUCAGCGCUUCUACGUAACCACCUCACGACAGCUGAAACGAUUAGAGUCCAAAGCUCGCUCCCCGAUAUACAGCCAUUUUGGAGAGACAUUAUCAGGAGCCAGUGUUAUCAGAUCGUUUCAAGCUCAGUCGAGGUUCAUCAAGGAAUCCGAAGACCGGGUAGACACAAACCAGAGGUUCACCUUUUACGCAUCUUGUGCUCUCAGAUGGCUUGGUGUACGUCUGGAGAUUAUCGGAAAUAUCAUCGUUUUUGCCGCCUCUCUGUUUGCCGUCAUGUCACGUGAUACCCUGUCAGGAGGUCUUGUAGGCUUGUCGAUCUCCUAUGCUAUUGAGAUAACCGUUAACCUGAACCUGAUGGUGCAGCUGGUUUCAGGAGUAGAGACUCAGAUCGUUUCCGUGGAGAGAGUCAAAGAGUAUACAGAAAUAGAUUCAGAGGCAGCAUGGAAUGUACCCGAGAAACGUCCAAAUCACGACUGGCCAGACUCAGGGGUGGUGAAGUUCCUCGACUACUCAACUCGGUACAGAGACGGCCUUGACCUUGUACUCAAGGGAAUCACGUGCACUGUGCAUUCUAGGGAAAAGGUGGGCAUCGUUGGCAGGACGGGAGCGGGGAAGUCCUCUCUGACUCUGUCCCUGUUCCGGCUGAUAGAGGCUGCAGGAGGAGAGAUCAACAUAGAUGGCGUUGACGUCAGUACACUCGGGCUGCAUGAUCUCAGGAGCAAACUCACCAUACUACCUCAGGAUCCUGUAUUGUUUGUCGGAUGUCUGCGAGGUAAUGUUGACCCCUUCAACAAGUAUUCCGACAAUCAGAUCUGGCGGGCACUGGAACAGGCUCAUCUCAAGACGUUUGUGGAGACGCUACCUGACGGACUGGAACACGAGUGUAGCGAAGGAGGGGAAAACAUGAGUGUCGGUCAGCGACAGCUCUUGUGUCUGGCAAGAGCUCUUCUGAAGAAGACCAGGAUCCUGGUACUGGACGAGGCUACAGCAGCCGUUGACAUGGAAACAGAUUGCCUGAUCCAGGAGACCAUCAGGUCAGAGUUCAAGGAAUGCACGGUGCUGACCAUCGCCCACAGACUCAACACGGUCAUGGACUGUGACAGAAUCCUAGUCUUGGACAAGGGCUGUGUGUGUGAGUUUGACACACCCUCCUCCCUGUUGCAACAGCCUGACAGCAUCUUCUACAGCAUGGCCAAAGCUGCAGGGUUGACCUCAUAGUACAACACCAUUGGGCUUUAUAUACUGUAUAUUGGUUAUUUAAACUAGUUCACAGAACUAGAUAAUAAA
Molecule: messenger RNA, 2606 nt
Organism: Haliotis rufescens (red abalone)
Lineage: Eukaryota; Metazoa; Mollusca; Gastropoda; Lepetellida; Haliotidae
Product: ATP-binding cassette sub-family C member 2-like
Exons: 15
Coding region: 186-2537 (783 amino acids)
Biological process (GO): transmembrane transport
Cellular component (GO): membrane
Molecular function (GO): ATP hydrolysis activity; ATP binding; ABC-type transporter activity
Source: RefSeq, a predicted model, not a curated record